ACAUUAUUAGAAAUUAUAGAAAUUAUUAUUGUGUCAACUUUAUCUAUAUUUGGUCAUUACUCGAAGAAACGAAAAAAAACAGCAUUAUAUGUAAACAUUGCUGCUUUGAUUGGAUGGUGGAAAGAGACACAACGA
Messenger RNA from Dentiscutata heterogama, 135 nucleotides. The record is from the annotation of a GenBank genome assembly. NCBI's taxonomy places the organism in Eukaryota, Fungi, Glomeromycota, Glomeromycetes, Diversisporales, Gigasporaceae.